Messenger RNA from Miscanthus lutarioriparius, 663 nucleotides. The record is from the annotation of a GenBank genome assembly. NCBI's taxonomy places the organism in Eukaryota, Viridiplantae, Streptophyta, Magnoliopsida, Poales, Poaceae.
AUGGACACACCCUCGCCGUCGCUGACGUCGUCCGCGGAGCACGUGGAGUACAGGACGGUGUGGUCGGCGCCGCCCAAGAAGCCGGCGGGACGGACCAAGUUCCGGGAGACGCGGCACCCGGUGUACCGCGGCGUCCGGCGCCGCGGCCAGGCGGGGCGGUGGGUGUGCGAGGUGCGCGUCCCCGGGGGCCGCGGGUCAAGGCUCUGGCUCGGCACCUUCGCGACGCCCGAGCUGGCGGCGCGCGCGCACGACGCCGCCGCCAUCGCGCUGUCGCGCCGCGGCGCCUGCCUCAACUUCGCCGAUUCGGCGUGGCUGCUCCCGCCGCUGAUGCCCGGCGCGCUGUCGGCGCCAGAGCUGGCCAGCGCGCGGGAGCUCAAGGACGUCGUCGCCGAGGCCGUCGACGCGUUCCAGCGGCGCUCAGCGAAGGAUACUGCCGACGACGAGCUGGAGGAGGACGAUGCUGAUUCCUCGCCUGGCGCGGUGCCUUCGAACGACGCCGUGUUCGAGUUCGAGGACGUGUUCAGGUUCGGUGGCAUGUCUGAUGCCGGAUCGUACUACGCGAGCCUGGCGCAGGGGCUGCUCGUAGACCCGCCGGACGCCGCCGGCGCGUGGCGGGAGGACGUCGAGCAUGGCACCACUGACAUUGCACUGUGGAGCGACUAG